Sycon ciliatum is the source of this 1359-nucleotide messenger RNA. RefSeq lists its product as uncharacterized. Bases 1 to 1359 code for a protein of 452 amino acids. The record is from RefSeq and is a predicted model, not a curated record. Lineage: Eukaryota; Metazoa; Porifera; Calcarea; Leucosolenida; Sycettidae. The transcript has a single exon.
AUGCUCCUGUCUUCCGCUUCCGGUGUUGACGAGUUACGGAUAGCUCGAGAGAAUUGGUUCGUUGCAACAGCUCUUUUACAGCUAGAGCAGCAUAAAGAUGAUGUCGACAUGCUUGGAUUGACGGUUGCGGAUGUACAGCUGAUGUUGCAGUAUGUUCUGUCAAACAACUACUUCGAGUUCAAUAGUAAACAGUACCGUCAGAAGCGUGGAAUUGCGAUGGGGAACCAUCUGGCACCUCCGCUGGCCAUCCUCUUCAUGGAUGCGCUUGAACAGAAGGCCCUCUCGACAGCUACAGUGAUGCCAGAUCUCUACAAGCGAUAUAUCGACGACUGCAUACUACUGUGGAGACAUGGCUGGAAAGGUUUAACAGCACUUCUAGAUCACUUCAACGGACAGCACACUACUAUCAAAUUCACAAUGGAACACUCGGUCAACGAAACUCAGUCAGUGAACUUCCUGGAUCUAGCUCUGUCUGUGCGUGGAAACAGCAUAGAGUGGGAGCUCUAUGUUAAGCCUUCCCACAGUGGUGUCCACCUGUCUUAUGAAUCAUGUCUCCCCUGGUCGUGUAAAAGAGCUGUUGCAACGAACCAAUUCUCUCGAGCUAUCCGUAACUCGUCAACACCGGAAGCGGAAGACAGGAGCAUGUCUAUAAUUGAAGAGUUGCUCGAGAGAAAUGACUAUCCACGCACCGAGAUAAACGCAGCACGACGAGCGGCCAAGGGGAAGAGACAAGAUACACACCCGUCUCAACAACAGCAGCGUGACAGCAAGCGCAGACACAACCAAUUCAAGUCAGUCAUCAAACUGCCCUUCAUCAACGACUCACUUGCCGCUCGUGUCUCACGACGUGUUCGAAAGUUCAGUCCGCAUGUUCGUGUUGUCUUUGUGUCUGGUCCUUCUUUGAAGGAUAUGUUGGUCCGAUCGUCGAGUGCUGUACGUGUGUGUCCCCGUGAGAAGCAGCGAUCGGAGGUGAAGAGAGGGAGAGGUCGACCAAUGGAGUGUCGUGCAUGUGAUGCGAGUAUGGUGGAUAAUCAGUGUUUAGUCAAAGGUGUUGUCUAUUGUAUGUCUUGCACGUUGUGUGCGGAAUUGUACGUUGGUGAGACCGAGCGGCCGGUGAGGGACCAAUUCGCUGAGCACUACCGAGAGGCAAGGGCGAUGGUGGCGAAGGCUCCCUGGGGCUUCCACUAUCGUACCCAGCAUCGAGAAUCUUUAAAGUCUUCCAACUUUCUGCCCUUCCACCAGGCAAAGAUUCUCGGCAGGGAGGCUUCGCUACCAUCAAGGAAACUGCUUGAAGCUAUCGAGAUAAGGAAGCGCAAACCAGCAGUCAAUUGCGAUGAUGGCUGGCGCCUAAUUGACUGA